UGGGUAGGUGUCAAACAAAGGAUUCUCCCAGUCUCAGCUGAGCUUCGCUCUCGUGAAGACGUCUGUAUUCCUCAGCUCUUAAGUUCUAAUCUGUGAUUUUUUUUUAUGAUUUCCUAUGGAUUAAAUUUAAUAUUGCCCAUAGGUGCUUGAAUGGAAAAUCACUGCUUGCUACCGAAAGCAGACUUAUAUACACAGAGCAGACUAACUUAUUCGUGUAUGUUAGAGUUGACGGAGUUUGAAGAAGGAAGAGUCAACUGUAGCGUCCUGAAGAAAGCUUGACAAAUUGAAAGAAAAAUGGGACAUCUUGUGGAACAAUCGGAGGUGGCAGCAAUUGAAACUCAAGUCAGCAAAGCAACCCCAACUACUGCUGUGACUGUAGGUGCUCAGCAAGCACAGCAUGCGCAGCUGAGCCAGGCGCAGCAAGGGCAUUUGCACAUGCCUCAGCAGCACCAGCACAACCAGCAGCAGCAACAGCAGCAACAACAUGGACAGGGUGGGAGAGUCUUGGGACAAGGAAAGCAGGGGCCAAGGCAGCAGCUACACCACCCGCUUCAGACCAAACAGUCUGACCUUCAGCAGAGAAGAGAGGAAGGCGAAGAGAAAAGUGAAGACGAAGGCAGCGAGGAGGAGGAGGAAGAGAAUGGGUGGUGGGCGGAGAAGGUGGUGGGCGUGCUGGGAGGCCUGGGUGACUACGGUGACACCUGGUACCGGAGCCAUGCCCACCUCCUCCACGGCGACGGUCCCCUCCCACACACCUGGCGACUCUAUAUUGCUGCCCUGGCUAUGUGUCGACAUGAAGUUGAAUGGCUGAUGAAGGCACUGCUCACAGACUUCAGUAAUGCUGGAGGAGAUAUUCGUUGGAUUGCAGGACUACAUCAUGCCCCACCAAAGCUUUAUGCACUUGUUCCUAUCAACAAUCUAUUGGCUCAUCGCCCUUGGCUUCUUAUGCCAAAGCAUAUUCAGGAACUAACAAAGGGUGAAGAGAGCUGGUCACUAGGUGAGCUUUGCCAAGCUUUGUGCAUCAUGACACAUUUCCAUGCCCUGGCAACUUUUCUUCAUGGUUGUGGGCUGUCCAAGAUCCCCAGAUCUUCCAAGAAAGAUGAAGGGCAGGCAGAUGACAGAGACAAAGCAAGUAAUGGUAAGCCAGUCAUAGGGGGUCUACAAAACAGACAAGGAUGCCCAGAAACUUCCAAUAAUACCAAUGUCAAUAUAAAUGGCAAAUUGAAUGCAAGGUCAGAGGCUAAGAAGUCUACCACUGUGGAUGGUAUUAGACAUGGCGUACGGGCAUAUGCUCACCUUACAGUAAACCCAACUUUAGCCUAUGAAGACUUUAAUGGCAAUGAUGAAUCCCGCAUACCAUCUUUUUCAGUUCAUGAGUACAAUUGGCAAGAUCAUGGAUAUGCAAUGUGCUCACGGCUUUUGGGAGAAGUUGGAGCCUUUCUAGAUGAACGUUUCACAUCAGCCCUGUCACCAACAUAUUCUCUUCCACAAAAACAGCUUUCUGCUACAGGCACUGUGUCUCAACAAACCAACUCAGCAUCAGGCCAAGCUCAGUGUGAUAAAACACUCUCCAAGUCCAUGCCUCUGCCAACAAAAGCACUAUGGAAUUAUGUCCAGUGGCUGUUGGGUAUUCACCAUGAUGACUGCAAUUAUGCUGAGCUGAACAAACAUUUGGAUCCUCAAGUUAAGGCAUUCGUUAAGGCAGCUUGUUGCUACCCUGAGAGUCUUGGUGAUACCAGCUCAAACACAGUGUCCACAAACAGUAUUAAUUUUAAAGCGGUAGAGACAAGCGUAGUAGUGAUGGAAGCACGUCUGCAAUCGGAACUGUUGUAUGCUCUUAGGGCCAUCAUGCUUCAUCAGUGCUGAACUGCUAGUUACUUCCAUCAAGUAAGACAACACAAGUGUGAUAUUUGAAAUCCCUGAGUGGAUUAUUUACAAAUACUGUCGCUUUUUGGUACCAUUGCCAUAGAUAUGUUCUGGCAGCAUGUGUUACAGAUUAUAUAUUGGUGGCAUGGUUGUGCAAACCAGAAUCUCCUUUUAUGUAUUUUUAGAUAAGGGAAAUGUGUUAUGUAAUGACAAUGCAAUGGUAAUGAUAUACAUACAUAGCAUUAUAACAAGAUAGUUUGAGAGAGGAGAGAGAGAUGCACAUAGUAAAUUAAUUAGCCAAUAUUAGUGUUCUUCUGUUAUCUAAGGUGUAUCACUUUCAAAAGUAUAGAUUAUGGAACAGUGAUUUGAACUGAACUUCAGUGACAGAAUACUAACUAAGCUUGUAUUAACAAUUUAUUCACAAAUUGUUAUGCUAGAGUCAAGUUUUAACAUUUUUAAAAACUUUUGAAAACUGUUCAACUUACAUGGCAUUAGAAAUUAAUUCUACAAAGUUUCUGAUCUCUUGAUGAAGGUUUUAAUAAGCCUUAAUAUUGUUAAAUAUUUAUGUUAGUUUAUGAGGUAAUUAAAAUCUUGGUCCAGACCAACUAGUCAUACGGUAAUUUUUCUUCUUUUUUGAAUUUGAUGAAUUCACUUCAAUCUUAAGUGACAUUCUUUACUCAUUACUUAUAUUUAGUUCUUCAGAGUAAUCAAAUGUGUUUUUUUAAUGUUUGCACAAUUUGGUUAGACAUGUGCUACAAAGAUGGAGUAUACAGUCCCCACAAGCGGUUCCUAAUAUAUUCUAAAUGAAAGGUACUUCAACCAAUUUUCUAUUAAUAGUAUAGGUGGCUGUUAAUUCUUGGCCCCAAAAUCAAACUAAUUCUGCAUGUUGCUUAAUUUUGAGAAAAUUUAUUAAAGGAAAUUAUAGUCAUUGCAGAAAGCAAAAUUCAACUGACAGAUGACAGUGAACUUUUCCAUGCCAUAUUUUAACCAUUUUGUGUAUUUAUAAAAUUUAAUUUGGAAUGUUAAACCUCCUGUUCAUAAGUCUACAUUCAGAUAGGGGGAAAAAUUAUAAUAUAUUCAGUAAUAAGGUUUAUUGUUUUUAAUGUAUCUGAUUUUCUGUCUGAGGAGUUAAUAUGGCACAUCUUUAUUUUCAGUCUUUCAAUGCUUAAAUAUUCUGUGAUCCAUGUUUCAGUGCAUUCAAGGCACAUAGACAUGACUGGUGAAAUGUACAUAUAGAUAUAUAACUUUUUCUCAAUAUAAAUCCUUUUUUAUAUAACCACAUAAAAACACUUGAUAUAGGAUACUAUUCUAACAGUUGUACCUCUUUCUGUGCCCAGUGCACUAUCAUAUAUCAUUAUUCUCACUCCUUAGGGCUCAUCAAAGUCCUAAAAUUAAUCUGGUAAAUUGGCAAGAGAUAAAGAAAUAGGUGGUUAUGCAGGAAAAGGAGCAGUUAUGUUAAUUCUUCCCUGUUGACAUGUUUAAUCAUUAUAAUAUCCAAUCCUUUACUGUAAAGGUUUUCUGUUGUGCUGGAAGACCAUGCCAAUAUUGUGAUAUAUACAUUAUAUACUAUAGGUUUUUAAUAAGGUGGGAUAAUUAUACUCCUCAGAAGAAAAUGCCUUUCUUUGUAUUAAAUUUUCAUGCAUAUUGCAUAACCAUUCCACUAUAAAUAGUAGAAUGCAGAAGAAUAUAGAUUAAGACUAUAAGAUAAGGCAAUACUUUAAAAGAUUCACUCAGGAAAUACCAUAGAAAUGUACAAAUUAUUAAAAAAUAGUAUAAAUCUUGAUCCCAGAGCUGAAAUAUUCCUAUUUAUGUUUCAAGAAAUUAGAUUUGUUUCAAAGGAGCAUGAUUUUUUAUGAAGAUGUUCUUUUGUAUAUGUAUUCCAAAAGAAUAAGAAAGGUCAGAUACCGGCUGAAUCCGUCGUGUGAUAAUGUCAGGAAUAUGAGUGCUCGUAGCUACUGCUGGCAUGUAAUGAUAAGAUUAUUUACGGCACAUUCUCCUGCGUAUUAUGUCCAAACGAAUGCAGGAAGUUUUCUACAUUAUUGUCUCUAUUUUACUUAUAAGGGGUGAUCACCAAGUCCAUGGGGUGUUUUAGACUUUUUCUUAAAACGACUACACACAUCCCAAAGGAGCAUUUUAAUCCCAAAUGUAGUCUCUCUUUUCCCCUGGCAAAAUACUUCAUCCACAAAUCCUAAAGCUUUGCUAUGCCCAUUCUGUAAAGCUCCUUAUCUAAAUCCAUUCUGUAGUGCAAUUUGCUAUAAAACUAGUUCCAUGUCAGAUAUAUCUACAAUCAACAAUACUUUGCCAAUUCCAACUCUGUCACUGUAGGAAAUAUAGUACAGUAGUUGUAUUUGCUAUUUAAAUUUUUCAGAUUAGAUUUCAAGCAUGGAGAAGUUGCCCACUCACAGUGCAGGGAUCAGUCAACUUGUAAGUCAACCCAUUCUUGGGACUUGACAGAAAAAAAGACAGCAGACCAUAUAGGUAUAUAUAUACUGUACAUACAUACAUACAUACAUACAUACAUAUAUAUAUUUGUAUAUGUAUGUAUACACACACACACACACAUAUCUUUAUCGGUAACUUUAUCUGGACUGUCACCAAAAUGAGAAACCAGAAUAUCUGGAUACGUUGUGUCAGGAAAGCACGUGGCUGCUUGUAAUAUCGGCCUAGAAUACUGUACUUGAUUUUCCAAAAUUCAUGAUUUUGUACGAUCUCUUUAUUUCUUAUUUUUCUUACAUUUUUCUUAAAUUAUAGAAUUGGUAGUUUUGCAUGUUUAUACUCAAAUAAUAUACAAACAAGGAUUUUCUAAUAUAAAGUACAGUAUGUAAUAAAAUUUUAUGUUUGUAAUUGCCUAAUGGAAGAUGACAUUUAUCCUUUACCACCAGAAUUCUCUCACAUGGCAAUGAACUCUAAAAUCUUUACUUUCUACUUUUUUGUUAUUUUAGGAACAGUGUUAGUACCAACGUCACACUUAUCCAGCUGUGAUUACUUUUCUGCGUUGCUUUAGCAUUUCAUCCAAGUUUAAAUACCUCAUUUUCCUUUUGUUGGUAAACACUUUCCACUCACAAAUGAAGUACUGUAGUAUUGAAAGAAAUGUUGAGAAAUAUCCUUUGAGUAAAAACGUUGAUCACUCCUGCAGAGAGGAAAAUGUUCAUGGCUUGGACAAGUCCGAACUGUCUGUAUUACUGGGUCAACCACAUUAAAAAAAAAAUUCAUCUUCAACUAACUGUAGUGCAUAAUUUUUAAUGUACAGUAAAUAAUUUACAAAAAAUAAUUCUGAGCAAUAUUUACUGCUAAAACCACUUGAAUAGUUAUUUUAUUUAUUUUUAAAUAUAGCUUAUUAACGAUACCUAAUGUGUCUGGAAUUUCCAAACGUGUGAAGAAAAUCCACAAAAAUUAUAGGUUCUUUUUCAGAUUUUGAUCAAUUUUUCUGGUAGCCAAAUCCUCUUGGAUUUAAAAAAUUUCCAUUAUACAUUAUACAGUAUCUAGUAACUGAUUUUUGAGGUUACACUGUUGUACUCUGUCAUCUAGGUGAAACUGAAUUUUAAACAACACGGCCUCAUCAAUGGAAAUUGAACUUGGGACCCAUAGAUUGUUAACACAGUAUGAUAACCACACCACUAACUGUACCUGUAUUCAUGCAGAGCUUCCUUCUGCUGAGGGGAAUAAAUAUGAGUUCCAGUUGGUAAUAGUAGCCCUUAAAAGUCAGUCUGUUGUGUAGCGAUCAUGCAAACAACAUCACUCUUAGCAAGGGGGGCCUCAAUCAGCCUAGCAGGCUUUGUUCCAAAAAAAAAAGGAAUUGUAAAACACUUCAGUCAUGACUUCUACAGCUAAUAAAUUUUUAACCUGUCAAGGUGGUGGGGACCACAUGUCUGUCCAUUGCUUGCUCUAGUUGUAACCCACUGUUUAAUUCCGAGUAACAUCUAGCUGGAAAAAAUCACUAGGUUAGUCAGUCUGGAAGUGUUUUAAUCUGUAACAAGAUUUGGUAAAACACUUCGUUGUUAAAAAUACAGUAUGUAUAAUAUUUCAUUGAGGAUUGAUCUUGCCAACCAAGACCCAAUGGUCAUUUACCGUUCGUCAUUGCUUCGUGCACUCUGACCACCAUUUUGGGGGUUGUUAAUUCACAGGUAAUGUUGACUUUGGCACAUCUUCAAUACUUGAUGUGAAACAGCCCCACAGUGUUCUACUAUAUGAACUUAGAUUUACUUGCAAAUUAAAUCUUUCUUGUGGAAGUAGUUUAUCACUUUUUGCAGCUUAGAUGUCUCUAUUUUGAAGGAAUUCUAUGGGUACCCCAAUUGAAGGCCAUGCUGUGGAAUUUAUUUUGGAAAACAUUAUUGAUGUACAUUGUAAAACCAUCCAAAGAAUAAAUAUUUAUACACUAUAAUUUCCAGUGCCCUUUUAUUUCAUCAUAUAGGUUGAGCCACAUACUUGUUGAUCACCACUUAUAGCUGUAGUUUUAAUUGACUAAUUAUGUAAUUAAAAGAAAAAAAUUUCUCAGUACAGUAUAACUAAAAUACAAAACUUUAGAGUAAUCGACAAAACUAUGGAUAAUUGUUUUAUAAAAUGCCAAAUUUAAAAUAAACAAAUUUUAAAAUGUACAUUUACAGUUACAUGUUGCAUAAUUACAGUAUAUUGUCAAGCAUUGAGGUAUAGUUGCACAGAAAAUAAUUAAAUAUACAGUUUAUAUACAGGUUCACUUUAUAUACAGGACUUCACUUAUAUAUAUAAGUGAAGUCACAUGAUGUCCUGAAAUGAGUAUUAUAAAGAGCACUAUUUUGGCACACACUUGUGGCCUAUUACUUGUGAAUGUCACUGCUCAUUCAGAUAGCAAUUACAAAAAAAUUGGAACUUGGAUCUCAACAAAGUACUCUACGAAGGCAUUGCAUGUUAUCACAACUCCAAUCCAUGUUUUACCCCAUUCUCAGAUGUGCUUGUGAUAUGUCAGAGACAUGAUUUUAUUUACCAUACUCUUUAAAUCAUCGCUGAAUCUAUACAGUAUCACAAAACAAAUACUACUACACAGAUUGAACUCACGGCCUUUGUAGAAUUCUUAUUGGAACUCGGUUGUUUUACGGAAUUGUUGGCUGAGUGAGCAGUGUGAAAGCUCACUUUUAUGCAUAUACUGGUAGAUGCAUACACCUAAUAUACACAAUUUGAAAUUCAUAUCAAUACUAUGUUAGUAAUUUAGUCUAAUUUAAAUUUGCAUAACUUUGUAUGGCUUUGCCUUUCCUAACCUAGGUAAAAAAAAAAUUAAUUUGAAUUAUCACUAUUAAUCAUAACUUUAUUUAUUUAGUUUCAUUAAUGUUGCUGAUUUUUAAGUGAUUAUAUGAAAAACUUAAAAUUUUACUUUACUGAGUAAAACAUGUUAAUGAUUAAAGAACUGACCAGCUAGUUUUCCCAGUUAAGAAUGAUAAAUUCAUUAAAGUAGGUUUUUUAGUAAAUUUGGAAAGAUAUUUUCUGAGCAGGAUAUUUAGAUGUUUCUUAUUGCCAAAAAAAAAAAAAAAGGAAAAUACAAAUAAAAAUUUGUGAUCAUGCUAGUUAUGUCCUACCUUGAGGUUACCUUGAGGUGCUUCUGGGUCUUAGCGUCCCCGCGGCCCGGUCGUCGACCAGGCCUCCUGGUUGCUGGACUGAUCAACCAGACUGUUGGAUGCGGAAUGUCAGUGUAACAUUCUGCACUGUUGCAACAGGGAUCUUUUCAAAUGUCCUGCCAGGGCAUACUGGUGCUAGGAAGACUUGGAUAAGAAGUAAAUUAAGCCUGGAGUGAUAUUGGAGGGUUCACUCAAAGCUCUUUCCAGCCCUACUUGACAUCACAAGGACUGCAAAUUAUUAUGCUCAUGCUUACCAUCACUUAGCAGUUGCACCAAAAACCAUGUUUCUUGUAUUGAGCUUCCUUACAUUCUGAUUGAUUAAAAGAUAGUGCGGUAGAUGACACAAUAACGUGGCUGAAGAUAUGAUGACCAAACCACACAUCAGAAAAUGAAGAAACAACGAUGUUUUGGUUACAGGAUCACGUUAGAGGCGUAUACAGGAGCUUGAGCGGACUAGUACUCAAAAAUAGAAAGGAAAAAAAAUUAUGACUUACCUGUGCUAGGCAAGCUUUACGGGCAGGGACCCAACCAUGACCCUAUGAUGUUGCCAAAUAGCUACCAGAUUUCUGCCUGAAGAAGAAAUUACCAUCAUAUUUUGAAGAGCCAUCCAAGUGCAACACACUGAUGGUGUCAUUGAACAAAAGUUAUGGGGGCUGAUUGCCAACACAUUCAAUACCACACAGAUGUGGACCACUUUUGAGAACUAAAUUUUGAUAAGCCAGAUAAUCUAUGACCAUCAGUCACUGUCACAAUAAGAAUGACUUGGUACUCCUCACUCAGCUGAGACAGUACACUGAUGCACGGUUGGAGUGGAGGUGAAAAGAUAUACAUUUCAGCACAAUUCAGAUUACAACCAUGCGCUGAAAGCAGAUGUAAGAUCUUGCCAACAUCUAAGAACCAACACUUUGGUCAUCAUGGUGAAGGCAGAAGAGGAAGUCUUAACUCAAGCUGCAAAGAGAAAGUUGAAGGCCUCCAUGAGGCUGAAACCUGAGAAACCUCCUGAGGAAAUUAACAAAUAAGGAUGUACCUCCAUUCCAAGAAAGAUUGAUGUAUAAUCCCUGCAGCUGGCAUUGAGUAUAAUCCCCAAAACUAGCAGAAAAUGGACUGCAUGUUGGGCAAAUGCGGUUAUCACCCUGUCCUGAUUGGCACGAUCUAAUGCAGUGAGACCAGGAUGAAUCUUAGGGAGUAUCAAAGUGGAAUAGCUAAACUAGAUAAAUAUUUAAUUUGAGGAAUAUAACAAGAAACAGUUGAAUUUUAUAUGCUUAAUGACAUGUUCAGGUUAGAAAAAAUAAGAAUUUGUGCACAGUAUGACUGUCUAUCCCCGUCAUGUCAUGUAGCUUGGCCCUGAAGAGUGCUAGAUUAUGACCCCAAAGAGUACCAUACCAUAGCCCUGAAGAGUACCAAACCAUGAUGAGAAAGAUUAUCAGACCAUGGCCACAAAGAGUACCAUACCAUGACUGAAGAGUACUAGACAUCACUCUGAAGAGUAUCAGACCAUGUCCCUAAAGAGUAUCAGACCAUGACCCUAAAGAAUACUAGACUAUAGCCAAGAGGAAUAUCAGGCCGUGGCUCUAAAAAGUAUUAGACCAUGACCCUAAAGAAUACUAGACCAAAGCCGUGAAGAAUUUCAGACCGUGGCCCUGAAGCGUACCAGAUCAAGGCAUUGCAGAGUACCAGAUCAUGGCCAUGAACAGUACCAGAUCAUGGCCCUGAAGCGUACCAGAUCAUGGCACUGAAGAAUACCAGACCAUGGCCAUGAAGAGUACCAGACCAUGGCCAUGAACAGUACCAGACCAUGGCUAUGAAGAGUACCAGAUCAUGGCCAUGAAGAGUACCAGACCAUGGCUAUGAAGAGUACCAGACCAUGGCCAUGAUGAGUACCAGACCAUGGCCAUGAAGAGUACCAGACCAUGGCUAUGAAGAGUACCAGACCAUGGCCAUGAAGAGUACCAGACCAUGGCUAUGAAGAGUACCAGACCAUGGCCAUGAAGAGUACCAGACCAUGGCUAUGAAGAGUACCAGAUCAUGGCUAUGAAGAGUACCAGACCAUGGCUAUGAAGAGUACCAGACCAUGGCUAUGAAGAGUACCAGAUCAUGGCCAUGAAGAGUACCAGAUCAAGGCCAUGAAGAGUACCAGAUCAAGGCCAUGAAGAGUACCAGAUCAAGGCCAUGAAGAGUACCAGAUCAAGGCCAUGAAGAGUACCAGAUCAAGGCCAUGAAGAGUACCAGGUCAUGGAACUGAGGAGUACCAGACUGUGGCCCUAAGGAAUAGUAGGCCAUAACCAUGAAGAGUAUCAGACUAUUUUGGCCCUUGAAGAGUAUCAGAUCAUGGGCCUGAUGAGUAUCAAACCAUGGCCUUGAUGAGUACCCAACCAUGACCCUGAAGAGUAUCAGACAAUUGCACUGAAGAUCACCAGACUAUGGCAUUGAAAAAUGCCAGAACAUGGCCCUGACAAGUACAGAUCAUGGCCCUUAGGAGUAUGAGAUCAUGGCUCUGAAGAGUUCCAGAUCAUGGCCCUAAAGAGUACUGGACCAUAGCCCUGAAGAGUACUAGACCAUGGCCCUGAAGAGUACCAGAUAAUGGUCUGAAGCAUAUCAGACCAUGGCCCUGAAAAGUACCAGCCCAUGGCCCUAAAGAGUGCCAUACCCUGGCUGAAGUGCCAGACCAUGGCCCUGAAGAGUGCCAUACCCUGGCUGAAGUGCCAGACCAUGGCCCUGAAGAGUGCCAUAUAAUGCAAGCAGUUAGACUAUAGGUUUCCACUCAAGGUUUCUGGGCCAACAAUCAGAGCUCGUAACAAGUCUUUGUAUACAGUAUUUACAAGCCAAUUUGUCCACAAUGUAAAGGUGCCAAGCUUGGUAUAUCAGAUGUUAGUAGUUGAGCAUGUAGAUAAUGUGAUGUUGUACAGAGCCACUUGCUCCUUACAUCAUCAUUCGUGUGUAGCUUGAAUUCUAUAAUGACUAAUUAUAAUUAUUGUAGUAUCAUAUCGAGACUUAUUUCCAAACCAAUUAAUAUUGACAGCAAAUAUAAUAUGUUUGUACUUGUUAAAGCAUACAGGACUUUAAGUAAUUUUUGUACAUUUAGUAAAACCAUUAAACAAAAAUACAUUACAAAAAUGUACUCUUGGCUGUAUUGUUACAUGGCAACAUAUUCUUUGAAAAACCUUCAUUUGUAUAUGCAUGCAUGUGUAUAUGCAUGCAUGUGUGUAUAUAUAUAAAAGCCUCAUUCCGUCUGUAUUGAAAUAUUUUGAAGGGCUAUAUUAUUAUAUUAUUCAUUCAAAGAAUCUAUAUACAGUACUUUACAAAGAUUACAAAUCUCUUGUAGACUAUGACUAUAUAUUUAUGUAAAGAGCUUCUACAUGGGAAGCCAUCUAUAUAUAUGUACAUAAAAACACAUACCUGUACUUGCUUUUGUAGGUGGCUAAAUAUGUAUAGUCAUUAUAGGGGCUAUAUGUAUUUUACUUAUAAUUUAUGUGGCUUUACCUUUGCAAGGACUGCCACUGAUGGUGGUGAUAUAUUUAUGGAUAAGAGAUAAACCUAAAUGUGAUAUAUUGUAUGUUAAGACCACUUGGUUAAUGCUUACAUUUCCACACUUCUGACCACCAUUUCACUCAAGUAAGUCCUCUACAUUAAUAACAUUUCAGUAAAACUCUAAUUAAUAAAGAAAAAAUGUCAGUACCUCUGUACAGUAUCUAUUUUGGUUUUCUGGAUGAUAUUUGUUUAAAUAUUUUUAGUUUGUAGAUUAAAUUACUUUACUAUUAUCAUAACAUACACAUGAAACAAAUGUAGUUUAGAUGGAAGUGAAAAUUUAAAAUGAUGCAUUUUCACUUAUUUUGCUCUAACUGCAUUUUAAAUACAAUACUUUACUGAAUUCAUAUCAUGACAAAUUAAAUGAGGUACAGAUUAUUAGGCUGAUGAUAAGUAAGGAAUAAAUUUAAAAGCAUUAUUACUAAGAGGCCAGUUUGUACUAUGUGAGAUUAUAUGUGUUACCAGAGGAUUUGCCUUUAUCAAUUUUAUUUUGCAAGAGAUAUACACUUUUUUUAUCAUUAAGACUGUUCGAUGUUCUUCAACCACAAAUUAAUGUGAUGAAUAAAUACUGCCAAUGUAAUUGUAAGAAAUAUAAAUGACUUCAGAUUGGUUUUGAGUCAGUGUAACUGUGUGUUCACAUCACAUGCCUUAUACUACAAGACAGGGUUGAUAAGCUUUAUUUGUAUGUGAACAAAGAUUGAAGUAAUGUUAACAUUUUGGUUACAUGAAUAUAUUGUAUAAGGAACAACCUACAAUGACAACAUUUCAAAUGUGUGUUUGUUUUUUAAAAAGAGAGGAAUGAAGUUACUGGAUUUAGGAAUGGUGUGUUGUGAGGGAGAAGUAAGUAUUAUACAGAGAAUGGACAGAUGUUCUCAUAUAUUGACAUUUUAUGCAAAGUGAUGAAUCUGAGAGGUAUUUACCACAUGCUGACUGGAGUGACUUUUGGACGAAUGUCAAGUUAGUGAGGUGUGUAGAUAGAGACUAGUGUGUGAUCUAAAGACUGUUUACUAUAUUAAACCCAAUUCUUGUAAUCUGUGAUGAUCAGAUUAUAAAGAUUAAAUUUAGAUUUUUAGUGGAAGUACAGUGAUGCAACGAACACUAACGGUCAGUGUUUUAAUUUGUGAAAGGUGAGGCUGUUUGCAUUAAAUUAUUAAGUGUUUGGUAUUAAAAAAAAGUCAGUAAGCUUGUUACCUGUGAAAGCUGUGUAUACAAUUAGUUGCCCAUAAUAAGUACUGUUUUGUAUAUUAACCCCAUACAAUGUAAGUCAGUUCAUGGGGGAAUUGCAAUUUAAGUACAGUAUAAUUUUUCUUCAUCUCAGUAUAUUCCUUUUAAUGAUGAUAAUAAUUAUUCGGUCUGCUGGACUGAAUGUAAAGAACAUUAUUAUUUGUACUGUACUGUAUAUGUAAUACAGUUUAUGAUUUUAUGUUAUUUUUUUCUGCAUCAUUUUCCUUGUUUAUGUAUAGUAAUACAUAUUUAGAGCAUGCAAUUGUCAGGUAAGCAUAUUUUAUUGUAACUGACUACAUGCAUGCAUGCACAUGCAUACAUACUUACAUAUAUUUAAAAUAAUUUGUUAUUGCAUUCUCUUGAGUAUUGGAUAUUAGUUGUUACUGAAGUUACAGGAACGGUGAUAGGGGAACACUCAUUACGUGUUGUUUGUGGCUCAGUACAUGCAUGCAAUGCUAUGCUGUGAUGAAUUGAGGUUUUGUUGUUAUGCUCAGCAGCUCACUUCUUCAACUUUUCAACAUUGGUUAUAAUGCAAUGGCUUCAUGAUCUUUUAGCCGCAGGAACUUUCAAAUAUGAGCACUUCCUUUUACACAUUACAUUGAAGCUUUUCAAAUACAGAUUACUCUAACUUAUCAAAUGUAUUUUAUCCCUAAAUCAACAUUAUAACACCUGCACAAUUUAAUUGUGAAUAUCUUUUUUAAUUUUAUUAUUAUUAAUUAUUAUAUACCCAUACUGUACACAGUAAUAACAGUGAUAAAAUGCUUGGAUUAUCAGGACUAAAUUUAAUAUGUAGUAAUUAAGGGUAUAUGUGUACUGCAUUUACUGUUCUAAUAUUGCAACAGAAUUAAUAAUGUGAUUGAGAUUGAAUAAAUCCACAUAUAUAUGUGGUUGAGAUAUGUUUAAAAUCUAUUGUUGGAAACUACACAAAUGUCAGUAAAUGAAAAUAGACAAAUGUUGACAGGAACAUUGUUGUGAUUAGUAUCUCAUAUUAGAUUGUUAACCAUUGCUAAUAGACCAUUUCUUUUCUUGGCAUUUUUUGCCAGAGAUAUUUUGGCCUCCUUUAGUCUAUAUUUAUUAAGUAGAGAUGAUCACAUUAAUUGCAUUAAGGUACUGUAUUAUUAUUUAAUAACUUAAAUGUCAUUACUGAGGUGCCAUUAGUGAUAACUUUAUCUCCAGUCAAUUGAAGCUCACAUGUUUUGUCUUUUAUGAGCAAAAUGUUAUAAUUGUGACAAAAGUAACAUUUUGGCACAGCAAGUGAAAAUAGCUAUGUAUAAAGUUACACUCACUAGGAGGUACAUAAAAUGAAGGCAGAUGCUAAACUUAUGCUUUAUGAAAUAUUACUGCAUGUCUUUCUUUGUCAGGUGCAUAGCCUAUUGUAUUAUUCAUGACAUAAUCAAGCUGGUUAGUACAAGUAAUGUGAAACAUUAUUUUAGAAUUUUCUACUUGAUUAAUUACCACCUCAGAUAUUAGAGAGAAUUUUAAAAGCACAAAACAGUUCAAUACAGUACAUUAAAAGAGCAUUCUUACAGUAUUUUUGUCAACCAUAUUAAUCGCCAAAGAAUCUCUUUUGUGGAUGACAUAUACUGUAUUUGAUAUAUGUAUGUUUACUUGUCAUCAACAUAAAACAUUUUACAGAUG
This is a messenger RNA of Procambarus clarkii (red swamp crayfish), 13838 nucleotides long. Its product is annotated as sestrin-2. Gene Ontology annotation, cellular component: nucleus. Gene Ontology annotation, molecular function: oxidoreductase activity, acting on peroxide as acceptor; L-leucine binding. NCBI's taxonomy places the organism in Eukaryota, Metazoa, Arthropoda, Malacostraca, Decapoda, Cambaridae. The record is from RefSeq and is a predicted model, not a curated record. Gene Ontology annotation, biological process: cellular response to L-leucine; negative regulation of TORC1 signaling; regulation of response to reactive oxygen species.